Molecule: messenger RNA, 1547 nt
Organism: Tuber melanosporum (Perigord truffle)
Lineage: Eukaryota; Fungi; Ascomycota; Pezizomycetes; Pezizales; Tuberaceae
Exons: 3
Coding region: 1-1389 (462 amino acids)
Biological process (GO): protein import into nucleus; mRNA export from nucleus; positive regulation of DNA-templated transcription
Cellular component (GO): nuclear pore outer ring
Molecular function (GO): structural constituent of nuclear pore
Source: RefSeq, a predicted model, not a curated record
AUGAAUCGAAGACGAAGGGAAAAGGACCUGAUUAGACUCUCAAAAGUGACGGAAUGUUUGGUGGAAUCCGAUACGCCUCUUGACCCAACAAAUGAGCUCGAGCUUGCAGCAGGGGCAUGUCUAGUCUGGGAUACAAACGUUGUUGUCCAAGUUAUGCCCAAAUUCAGUUUGCUUGUGGCCAGUACUCUUGUCGAGAUAUGCGGCGCUGCUGGAUCGAUACAGAGGGGAAAGAUCGGGAGUGGGGCAAAAACCAGAGGAGUGAUGGGCGGUUUCGAUGAGGACGAACUUGCGGUCUUUGGAAUGAACCGAGGCUCCGGGACAGAGGCUGAAAAGGCGGAUGGUGUAGUGAAGGAAUAUGCGGCAGGGUUGUUUGGUGUGGAAUGGGUCGACGAGAAGGCGCAGGUUGAAGGCUGGGAGGUCGCGGUGGGUGUUCUGCACAGAGUAAGGGGUGGGCGUGAGAUGUCGGGAAAGCUACUCACCCAGCUGGAGUUGACAUCGAAGGAACGUGUUGAGAGGCUUCUCACGUACUGUAGCGAAAAGAACCUCGAAGAUGAGGCUGCGGAAAUAGCAGCGUCGUUUGCAGAACGUCUCUCAGGCACCACUUCCUGUGGCGACAGCCUUCACUUCUUCGCCCUCGCAAACGACCGUUUCUCCCUCCACAACAUUCUCACGAAGCUAACCACCUCCUCCCUUCUUCACUCAACCCCUUUGCCCGCCCCCUCGUCACUUGACCCCGUCCUCUCCGACCUCCUGAAAACCCCGACCUCUAUUGCCUCACCAAUCCUCCGCUUCGAGCUCUCCGGCUACGCCACCCUCCGUAACUUUUACGAAUCCCGCGACUCGGGCGACCACCCCCGCGCCGUCAAAGCGCUAGUGGCUGUCCUCAAAUCCGCCGGCGAAAAACUCGACGGUGGUGUCUACGAUGCGGACUGGGACUCCGCCCUGGAAGAGUGGAUGAUAGCUGUUCUCCUUGGCGAGCUGAUGCCAUACAUCAACCCACGGAAGCGCCACCUGGGCAUGCGUGAGGCCAUGGACGUGCUCAAGGUGAUUACCAACUUUGAGUGCGUCCGCGGUGACGUGUGGCGGCGGGCGGAGGAAUUCCUGCAGCGGGUGCUCGCGCACAAGGAUUCCCAAGGUGGUGGGAGCGCUGGCGAGGCGAACGGAAUGACGGAGAGCGGGUAUAUCGCCGGGAGCAUGAUCAGCAGCUGGGAGAGCGUUCGCGACGGGAUUGAUUCGGGAUUGGUUGGUGCCGGUGCAACAGCAGGGGCAGUCCAGCGAGCAUGGGAUUGGAGAGAGGGCGCGGAAGGCUGGAAGGUCAGCGAUAUCAUUCGUGUCGUCAGGCUUGGGAUUGCGAAGAUUGUGGCUGAUGCCUGGUUGCUGGGGGAGUGAGUGGUAUACGAUAAUCUCUGUUUGAGUUGGGGGGUUUUGUAAUCUUAGUCUCUUUUUUUUUUACUUUUUCAUUUUUUUUCAUCAAGCGAGCGUGGGAGAUGAAGGGUUUGUCCAUUUAUAUAUUAAAUUUCUGAAAUAUCACUUUUUUUUCUCUUUUU